Molecule: messenger RNA, 603 nt
Organism: Musa acuminata subsp. malaccensis (wild Malaysian banana)
Lineage: Eukaryota; Viridiplantae; Streptophyta; Magnoliopsida; Zingiberales; Musaceae
Source: RefSeq, a predicted model, not a curated record
CGGGAAACACAUCUUUUUAGCGAAACAUGGAUCUUCUUGUGGAUGCAGAUGCGACGGUGCAGGUACAGUGUGGGAGCAGUGUCAUCGCCAGCACCACCACCAACAGCAAUGGAGCAUUUGCGAUGCUACUGAGUGAACAAACCUCAACUGUGUCCGACCUUUUGAGUAGCUGCAAGCUAGUCAUCCCCACCCCUGUCUCCACCUGCGACGCGUCGCUCCGGGCCACCGGGAAGCUGCAGUCGCCCCUCCAACUUCUCUCAGGUACUGGUCUCGACGGACUUCUUGGGAACAAAAGCUUGCUCGGUGACAUUUUCGGUAAAGGCGGAUUGCUCGGUGGAAUUCUGGGAGGUGAUGGCCUUCUUGGUGGAAUUCUUGGCCCGUCCAAGUACACCGUCGCUGGGAACUGAGAAAGAAGACAGCGUUAUAUGAUCCGUCAAACGAACUUCAAAUACGUCCAUCUGCAUGCCUAUGUAUCCUCGGACUCCACUACAAACGAUAUGUUCCCUUAGCGAGCUUGAUGCUGGGAACACUAUGACCUUAUGUACCUUCUCAUAUGAGACUAUGAAUAAAAGGUAAAGCUUCUAUAUGCAAUUUACUACCAAA